Messenger RNA from Aspergillus heteromorphus CBS 117.55, 474 nucleotides. RefSeq lists its product as uncharacterized. Lineage: Eukaryota; Fungi; Ascomycota; Eurotiomycetes; Eurotiales; Aspergillaceae. The transcript has 2 exons. The record is from RefSeq and is a predicted model, not a curated record. Bases 130 to 375 code for a protein of 81 amino acids.
AACUUUUUCAUUCUCUUAGGAGAUGCGCAGUGCUAAUACACAUUAUCUAGGCUCUCUCCAAACCAAAUACAGAAACUUCUGAACCAAUAUCUUGUGGCCGAUUAUGAGCAGCCUAUCAAUGGUGAAAUCAUGAAAGCUGUGGCAUCUCGUGUCACAGAGAAGAGCGAUGUGCUUCUUCUCACGCCCGUUGAUAUGGAAGACAGUGGUCCGUAUGAGAUCGCGGAGCCACGUGUCAUUACAGCUUUGGAGACAUACACACCAUCAUGGCUCCAAACACCCCGACUAAAGCGGCUGGCUGAAAUUGUGUCGGCUCAAGCGAUGGCUCAGCAGGAAAGGUUGGAGAUGGUGGAAGGUGGCGUAGUGUCUAAUGACUAGCGCUUUGUACAUGAGGAUUAGUGAUGUAUUUAUUUCCUUUAGAAGCCAUGAUGAUGAGUGUCUAUGUCUUAUCACCAAUCUGUCUCUGAAUUGCUCAGC